UACACAAAAAUGGUUCCUACUUAGUUUUGAUUCGGAAAGCAAAGUGUUUCGCAACUUUAAAUGUGCCAUUUUCGCAACAAUGAGGGGCUAAACUGGUAAAGUGGCGAGAGCUCCAAAAAUGGAGGCGUGUGCUGAAUCUGGACGCAGACUGCGCUCCGUCUGUAGGAGAAUGUACGACGAAAACGAAGAUCUGUCCGAUGUGGAGGAUAUUGCAAAUAUCAGAGGCUUUAACUUGGAAGAAAAACUUACAAGCGAGUCGUAUAACGCAGACUUCGUCAGGAUGAUGGAUGGCAAAGAUUUUACCUACGAAUAUGUGCAGAGAGAGGCGCUCAGAAUCCCCCUCAUUUUUAAAACAAGAGACGGUCUGGGAAUCAGAAUGCCAGAUCCGGAUUUUACUGUCAGCGAGGUUAAAGGCCUGGUUGGCAGCCGGCGGGCAGUAGACGUGAUGGAUGUGAGCACUCAAAAGGGCUCAGAAAUGAGCAUGGCACAGUUUGUCCGCUACUACGAGACACCUGAGGCGGAACGCGACAAACUCUUCAAUGUCAUCAGUCUGGAGUUCAGCCACACCAAGCUGGAGAACCUCAUCAAGAGGCCAACAGUGGUGGACCUGGUCGAUUGGGUAGAUAACGUUUGGCCUCCCCACCUGAAAGAGAGACAAACAGAAGCCACUAAUGUCAUCUCAGAGAUGAAAUAUCCCAAAGUCCAAAAGUACUGCCUGAUGAGCGUGAAGGGCUGCUACACUGACUUCCAUAUUGACUUCGGGGGCACAUCUGUGUGGUACCAUGUCCACAAAGGAAGGAAGGUGUUCUGGCUGAUACCCCCAAUCCCCAAAAAUCUGUCCCUCUAUGAAGACUGGGUGCUCUCGGGCAAACAGAGUGAUAUCUUCCUGGGCGACCGUGCUGACGGCUGCCAGAGGGUGGAGUUGCAGCAGGGCUACACCUUCUUCAUCCCCUCAGGUUGGAUCCAUGCGGUCUACACCCCUGAGGACACCCUGGUGUUUGGUGGCAACAUCUUGCACAGCUUUAACAUUCCCAUGCAGCUGACCGUCUACGAGAUAGAGAACCGAACAAAGGUCCGUGCCAAGUUCCGCUACCCGUUCUUCUAUGAGAUGUGCUGGUAUGUCCUGGAGAGAUACGUGCACUGCUUGACUAAACGCUCCCAUCUAAGCGACGAUUUCCGAAGGGAGUCUAUGUUAAUUGACACAGAGAGGAAACUGAGCACUGAGAGCUUCUCCUCUGACUCCCGGCUCGACAUGGAAGAGGAGUCGUAUGAGACCCAGACUUUGGGAGAGUGCACCGAGAAAACCGACGGGACUGGCCAACACUCCCCCGACGGCACAUGCUCGCCCACCACCAAUGGCAGGGGGCUGAAACCGCGGCCACCAAAGCAAGCCCAUACCGAUGACUCAGAUGACAGUGUGAGGCCCACCUCAGCUUACCCAGCGGAUCUCCCCAAAACUCCCAUUGGCUCACCCAUAUCGGAACCCCCCAGCAAGUGGACACAUUUAACGGAGUUUGAGCUGAAGGGCUUGAAGGCCUUGGUGGAAAAGCUGGAGUCACUUCCUGAAAGCAAAAAGUGUGUUCCAGAAGGCAUCGAGGAUCCCCAGGCACUGCUGGAAGACAUGAAGAUGGUCCUGAAGGAGCACGCAGAUGAUGACCCCAAGCUGGCUGUCACUGGGGUGCCUGUUGUCAGCUGGCCCAAGAAGUCCACUAAGCAGCGGCCUCCCAAUCGGCCCAAGACAAAAAUGGGGGCUCCGUCAACAGCAGGCAGUGUCAAGCUGUCUGUGGGCCGCGGUACGUCGGGGGCAAGGCGGCGGAGGACCCGCUGCCGGCGCUGCGAAGCCUGUCUGCGAACCGAAUGUGGCGAGUGCCACUUUUGUAAGGACAUGAAAAAGUUUGGUGGUCCAGGGCGUAUGAAGCAGUCCUGCAUCAUGAGGCAGUGCAUCGCGCCCGUAUUGCCACACACCGCCGUGUGCCUCGUCUGCGGGGAAGCCGGGAAGGAGGACACGGUGGAGGAAGAGGAGAAGUUCAAUGUCAUGCUCAUGGAGUGCUCCAUCUGUAAUGAGAUAGUGCACCCGGGUUGCCUGAAGGUGAAAGAUACAGGAGGAGUUGUGAACGAGGAGCUGCCCAACUGCUGGGAAUGUCCAAAGUGUAAUCAUGCUGGGAAGACUGGGAAAGCCUAUAAGCAAAAAAGAGGACCAGGGUUCAAGUAUGCCUCCAAUCUCCCUGGCUCCCUGCUGAAGGAGCAGCGUGUGAACCGCGAGGUCAAGGAGGAGGCUGAUCCAGCCUGCGGCACCGUCAAGAGAAAGGCUGAACGAGAGGACACCCCCAAGAAACGCCCCUCCUUCCCACCCCUCCAGCCCCUUCAACCCCUCCAAGCCAUCCAACCCGUACCCUCUGUCGAUGAGCAGCAGCCUCGCCUGAAACCUGAGGACAGCUCACUCCGUAAGAAGAGGAAGCUCUUCGAGAAGGACUCGGAUGAACCUGAUGACAGGAAAAAGCGAAAGGUGUCCAAGUCCGACGAGCUCCCAGUCCCCCGGCUGCUGCGAGAGAUCAAGACCGAGAAGGAGGAAGACUCUCCACGGGAGGAGGGUGACGAAGAGCAGGAUGACCGAGAGGACAAGAGGGAGCAAGUGGAGGAGUGUGAGGAGGAGGACCAGGAGGAGGAAGAAGAGGUUGAGGAACAGGAGGAAGCUGGGGACCACCCUGCAAGCCUCCUCUCUGUUGCCCCAGCUGUCCGAGAGAGCGAUCACUCACGCUCCAGCUCCCCACGAGCAGGGCCCAGCAGCGAGGGUGGCACCGAGUCCCAGGAUAAGAGCCGGCUUCGCGCGUGGCGCAAGCGCAGGACGCCCAACAAGGAGCUUAGCAAGGAGCUCAGCAAGGAGCUCAACCAGGAGAUCCAGAAGACGGAGGACUGCCUGGCCAAUGAGGAGAGACGGGUGCUCAAGUCGGAGCCUGAGAGUGAGGGUGAAGAGGCCAAGCGGCCACUUGACAAUGGUGGCGAGCUUCCUGAAGAUCGGCUUCGCCCCGUGGCCCGUGAGGUUAAUGGGGGCCCACGGGGGCUACGGCACAACCACUAUCCCUCGCAACCGCUGUCCCCGCUGGGCUGGAGCCGGAGCCCCCCAAGCACGCCCACCGGAGGUCGCCCGCCCCUCUGCCGCUCGCCACCACGGUGCGUGCAGAUGGAGCGACAUGUAAUCCGACCGCCUCCAAUCAGCCCUCCCCCUGACCGCCUGCCGUUGGAGAAUGGCCAGAACCACGUAAUGCGGCGUGAGGUGUGGAUGGCCGUGUUCAGGCACCUUUCGCACAAGGAGCUCUGUGUCUGCAUGCGUGUCUGCAAGACCUGGAACAGAUGGUGCUGCGACAAGAGACUGUGGACCAGAAUAGACCUGAACCGCUGCAAGUCCAUCACACCACUCAUGCUGAGUGGCAUCAUCCGGCGGCAGCCAGUCUCAUUGGACCUGAGCUGGACCAACAUCUCCAAGAAGCAGCUUAGUUGGCUCAUCAACCGGCUGCCCGGUCUGAGAGUGCUGCACCUGUCUGGCUGCUCCUGGGUGGCUGUCUCAGCCCUCUGUACCUCCAGCUGCCCUCUGCUGCGCACCUUGGAUGUGCAGUGGGUUGAAGGGUUGAAGGACCCCCAGAUGAGGGACUUGCUGUCACCCCCUACUGACAACAGACCAGGUCAGAUAGACAACCGGAGCAAGUUGCGUAAUGUGGUGGACCUGCGGCUGGCGGGUCUCGACAUCACCGAUGCCUCUCUUCGCCUCGUCAUCCGCCACAUGCCCCUGCUCUCUCGGCUUGACCUCAGCUACUGCAACCACAUCACGGACCAGUCAGUGAACAUCUUGACCGCAGCAGGAACCCCAACACGGGACUCGCUCACCGAAAUCAAUCUGUCAGUCUGCAACAGAGUCACAGACCAGUCGCUGACCUAUUUCAAGCGCUGCGGAAGCAUAUGUCACAUCGACCUACGCUUCUGCAAGCAGGUGACCAGGGAGGGCUGUGAGCGCUUCAUAGCAGAGAUGUCGGUCAGUGUACAGUUCGGACUUUCAGAGGAAAAACUGCUGCAGAAGCUUAGCUAGUCCGUUCCAGAGGUCCGGAUGCACUAAAGACGAAGCGCACACCGGAGACUGUUGUCCCUGAAGACCCAGCGGAACGCGUACUGUCGGGUUUUUUUUUUUUUUUUCUUUUUUUUUUCUUUUUACAUGGGGAUCUUUUUUAUUUUUUUUUUUUUUUGUCGCAGAAAAUGCAUCGGACAGAACUGUCAAACUCUUGUCAAAAUGUGUCGGGCAAAAUUGAGCCAAAUCAAAGAACUCAGCGUUUGGAUGCAGGUGUUUUGAAGUUGGUGCAUUGAUCCCCAAGAGAUACUCUGGGAACCGGGUAUCAAUGUUUGUGCUGCUGAUGCUGAAAUGUGGUCUUCUUGGUGUACCGGAGACUGGACCUGGUUCUGAGAGGAGAAGCACUCCAGGGGAAAAAGCAUGUUUUUCAUUUCCUUUGUGUUAUAUUCCUACCAACCCUUUAAAUUGCUAUCUUGUCUCAAAAAAGCCACAUUGUGUUUGAGAAACAAAAAAUGGCCAGAGAUGGUCCACUUUUUUCCUCUUAACUUUGUUUACCAAGUGUUUUUGUUUUUUUUAACAAUGCAAACCUCAUGCAUUAUUCAGAAAUAUUUUUGUAUCAGAAAGUGUUUCGAACUCUGUAUGCAGUAUUGAACGCACUCCGUUGUAUUUUCUUUAUUUUUUUUUUUUUUUUUUGAUUUGACAAUAUUCAAUCUGCAUAAUUUUCUUUGGAUUGAGUUUUAAAUUGUACUUAAGAUUAAUGCCUGUACUAGGUGGUCCCCAUGGAGGUGUUAAUAUGUUUAAUUUAUGACGUGGUGUUUUAUCUGACGUGGGUAUUCCGACUUGUCAGUACAGAGGUACUUAACCUUUUUCAUAUGACUAUGUAUUAUUAUUCAGUCUAUUUCAAUGUGUUUAUACCUGGGAAUUCUGGGAAAAAUACAGUUUGCACUGUUUGACAUGAAUAAAUAUAGCUAUUUUUUCCAAUGUUUAUCAGACAUUUAUAUGUGGAGGUGCGAUGGGAUGUUAAUGGGAGCCGUGCUCAUGCAGAAACAUUGUGUACAGCUGCUCUUUGCUCUACAAAGUAUCUCGGUUGCAGUGAUGUUCUCUGCAUGGACAGUCGGGCAGAGAUGGUUCAAGGUCAGGGGACAGAGUACACUGUUUAGUCUUGCAUGCUCUUCAACAUGGGAGAUCAUGGCAACCCUGAGGAAUGUUAACUAUUAAAAUGUGAAGUAUAAUGUGCUGAUGAAUAUGUUAAAAGGAAUAUAUCUUUGUUUGGGGGGGGGAAAAAGGGAAACAUGCGUAUCAUCAUGUGGUGAUACCACCUGCAUAGGUUAAAAUAUACAUAUUUUGGCAUAUUAAAUAAUUGGUUCUAAUGACAUUUGAGGACAAUUUUGUCACCUCUCCUAAAAGAAACAUGUUUCUCUGAAGAUGAUCUAGACACAACUGAGCAAUAACAUGCUAUAAACCAGCACAUGCUCGACUAGUAACCACAUCCGUUUUGCCCCAAAAAUGUUCGGCUAUAAAAUGACUAUAACCUAAAGCAUUUUGUUUUAUUUUUUUUUCCUGUUUUACCUUUUGAAACACUAAGGUUUUUGUCGAAAGCUUUGCGUACUCAUACGAGCGGAGUGAUAUGCAGUUUUAUAUUUAAACAACCUCUACUUUUCUAUACACAAUGGUUAUUUAAGCAGUGGUUCCCUGAAUAUUCACCACUCUGUGUCAAAGUAAUUCUUGCUUCGAUGCAUCAAUCAUAUUUCAGGGCGAGAGUUACCUAUGUACAUCAUUAGUGAAAUGUGACCUGCGGGACGCUCGUAUCCAGGGCCGAUGUGAGGUGUGUCUGACUGUCUCCCUAGAACAAGGAGCCCGAAACGAGAGCAGAUCGUGCGCGUGACAACCCUGCCGCCAAAGUGUGGUCGAGCGUCCGGGUGAGAGUACUGGUUACGCGGAGGAGGUGCGCACCUCGGAUUUGCGAACCGGCACGGGCCCCGUUCUUCUCACUUCCUGCGGUCCGGUCCCCCCACCCUUGGAUCGGGUGGCCCGAAGCUCUCGGCUCACUCUGAGUACGAUGGGUGUAAUGCUGGCAACGCGGUGGAGCGGCUGAACUGAACGCCCUUCUCUUGGGAACAUCACUUCUCUUCAUCGUGUGAAGAACUCUGCAGGAAGGGCUGAGAUCCAACCAGCACUCAUUCUUUUUAACCCAUCUGAAGGAUGUACAAAUGGAGAUUUCCGUACCGUUUCGGGAAAACGGAAGUGCAGCGUGAUCCGCUUUGCAGUAACGCUGCAAGAGCGUGGUGCCAUCGUGGAAAGCGUCACGUUGAGGUCCUGCCUCGCCUCGCCUCGCCCCGCAGCUCUUCACAGGGGGCAGGAAUGCGGAGCUGCUGGACCAGCAGCUGAAGGAGAAGAGUGCAAAGGCCGCCGUCUCAUGGUUUCUUUUCAACAAGCAGCCUCUUCCGUUGCAUGUUGCCACUGAAAGGUGUGUUUUAUUUGUAUUUAUGGUGACUGUAUCAACUGUGAGAAUGAG
Molecule: messenger RNA, 6572 nt
Organism: Scleropages formosus (Asian bonytongue)
Lineage: Eukaryota; Metazoa; Chordata; Actinopteri; Osteoglossiformes; Osteoglossidae
Gene: kdm2bb
Product: lysine (K)-specific demethylase 2Bb
Exons: 21
Coding region: 119-4081 (1320 amino acids)
Molecular function (GO): DNA binding; zinc ion binding; protein binding
Source: RefSeq, a predicted model, not a curated record